Molecule: messenger RNA, 1505 nt
Organism: Plectropomus leopardus (leopard coralgrouper)
Lineage: Eukaryota; Metazoa; Chordata; Actinopteri; Perciformes; Serranidae
Gene: asz1
Product: ankyrin repeat, SAM and basic leucine zipper domain containing 1
Cellular component (GO): pi-body
Molecular function (GO): protein binding
Source: RefSeq, a predicted model, not a curated record
CAACCAUCGUGAAAGCGCAUGAAACACUCUGUGGAGAUAAUUAGCUAGCUGGCAGCAUGUCAACUAAGAGCAGCUUCAUGGAAAACGCAUACCCAGCUGGAGAUGAAAGCGACGCUAGCAAUGACGAAUGGGAUAUCGGGUGCAGCUCACAUAUAUGGCCGCCUCUCAUUAAGGAUCAGGGUGACGAUGCACCACAUGCACAAGAUGAUGUGUCGAGGUUGAAAAGAGCCAUCAGUAAAGGAGAUGUUGAGACUGUUGAACAACUGUUGGACAAUGGCAUGGACGUGGAGACCAGGCUUGGCUGUGAAUGGACUCCGCUGAUGUGUGCUGUCAAUGUGGCUAAUUACGACCUAGCCAAACUUUUCCUGGACAGAGGGGCCAGUGCCAACUUCAGCAAAGAUCAUUGGACGGUGCUCAUGGCCAGCUGCACUGCAUCUGCCAGUGAAGACAAAAUUGCUCGCUGUGUGGAGAUUUUGCUGUCCAGAAAUGCUGAUCCCAACAUGGUGGACAGGUCUCAAAUGACAUGCCUGAUGCUGGCAGCCAGGGACAGCUACAGUAAGGUCAUCAACCUGCUGGUCUCCCACGGGGCAGAAAUCAACGUCCAGGAUAGCAAUGGAUACACAGCUUUGGCUUUGGCAGUGCAGUAUGGUAGAGAAGAGGCGGUGCUUAAGCUCCUCCAGCUCGGAGCGGACAAAACAUUAAAGACCAAAGCUGGCAAAAGCCCUGCUGACCUGGCUGUGAUAUUCAAACACACACAGAUUAGCAGGAUUCUGGCCUCUUCAUCCCACAUUGCUACCGUCCAGGCCUUCAGCUCCAUGGAGGAGACCCUCUCAAAGUUCUUCAAGACUAACUCUGAACCACCACCUUCCCAGGAAAGUGUAUCCAAGCUUGAUGACAUUGAGCUCCUCCUACACGGCCUCGAUCUUGGCUACCUAACUGACGUCAUGACUGAAAAUGACAUCACCUGGAGCUACCUGUUGACCAUGGAGAAGGAGGACCUGGAAAAGGUUGGUAUCAAAGACCCUGAGGUCCAGCAGAAGGUGCUGAGUGCCGUGCGACAGAUGCACCUGGACAAAGUGGACAUAGACACGAUCGGCCUACCGGGAGCCGCAGACAGCGGGAGCGAGGAACUGCUCAACUUCCUGUUAAGUGUGAAGCAACAGUGCUGCUACCUUACAGAGGUGACGCAGGACGUAAUCAACCGUUUUCCCCGCCACGCCUCUCAGCUGGUCCUCUCAUUGGACCCAAAGAAGGAGGCCCUGGCUGUCUGCAACCAGCUGGUGGUCCAGAGUAAAGACUUGGAGAAGGAAUUGUCCUGCCUCCGCAGUCUGCUAUGCCAGAUGGACGAGGCCAAAAAUUGUCAGAUUCCUCCACCUGGUUCCCACAGCAACCGGAGGAUGUGGUCCCUGAGCAGGGUCACGCUGAGUGCACUCGCAGGUGCCUUCCUCUUCCUCCUCUACAAAGCGUCCAGUGGAAAGGGGUCCCUGCAGGGACAGUUGUGUUAA